UCGUGUUUAUCGGCUGGAGUCGCUGGACCUCCGCGCCUAUAUAUAAAGCCCUCCGAUCAUCUUCUUCAACUCACACACAUUUCUUUCUACUGUUGUUUUGCUUUUCUCAGAAUUUCUCUGCUCCAUUUCUCAGAAAAUUUUAAGGAUCGCACACCAUGGAUGUCGAUUUGUCCCCCAAAUUGAGUAAAAAGGUGUAUGGCGGAGACGGUGGUGCCUACUACGCCUGGUGCCCCAACGAGCUCCCCAUGCUGAAGGAAGGUAACAUCGGCGCGGCUAAGCUCCAUCUCGAGAAGGAUGGCUUUGCGCUUCCUCGAUACUCCGAUUCCGCUAAGGUUGCGUAUGUUCUUCAAGGUUGUGGAGUGGCCGGAAUCAUCCUCCCGGAGAAGGAGGAGAAGGUGCUUGCAAUCAAAAAGGGGGACGCCAUUGCCCUACCUUUCGGCGUGACCACAUGGUGGUACAACAAGGAAGACACCGAAUUAGCAAUUCUCUUCCUCGGAGACACAUCCAAAGGCCACAAGGCAGGAUCCUUCACCGACUUCUUCCUAACAGGCCCCAACGGCAUCUUCACCGGCUUCUCCACCGAGUUCGUCUGCAGAGCAUGGGAUGUCGACGAAGCCACUGCAAAAGCUCUCGUCGGAAGCCAAAAGACUCAGGGAAUCGUAAAGCUCCCACCCAACACUAAAAUGCCUGAGCCUAAGAAGGAACACUACAAUGGCAUGGCCCUUAACUGUGAGGAAGCUCCUCUGGACGUCGACAUUAAAGGCGGAGGCAAGGUUGUCGUCCUCAACACCAAGAAUUUGCCGUUGGUCGGUGAGGUUGGCCUCGGCGCCGAUCUCGUGAGGCUCGACGGCGGAGCCAUGUGCUCGCCGGGGUUCUCCUGCGACUCCGCCCUACAGGUCACCUACAUUGUGAGGGGCAGCGGCAGAGUUCAGGUUGUCGGGGUCGACGGAAAACGUGUCCUCGAAACGACAGUCAAGGCCGGGAAUCUCUUCAUUGUUCCGAGGUUCUUUGUUGUGUCGAAGAUCUGCGACUCAGAUGGCAUGGAUUGGUUCUCGAUCAUCACGACUCCUAACCCGAUUUUCACUCAUAUGGCGGGAAGGACUUCGGUGUGGAAAUCGCUGUCGCCGCAAGUGCUGCAGGCGGCGUUCAAUGUAAGUCCCGACGUGGAGGGGAAGUUCUCGUCGAAGAGGAAGGCGGAGGAGAUCUUCUUCCCGCCACCAAAGUGAGAAGGAAACAAGAGUAACUUUUCUCUGCUUGCUCGCUAGUUUUCAUAUGAAUGAAUAAAUGAGCAUUGCUUUUCUUCAGACUGGGGUGGGGUGGGUUGGGGUGGGGUGGGUGUAAA
Messenger RNA from Andrographis paniculata, 1342 nucleotides. Its product is annotated as glutelin type-D 1-like. The coding region runs from base 156 to 1226 and encodes 356 amino acids. The transcript has 3 exons. The record is from RefSeq and is a predicted model, not a curated record. Gene Ontology annotation, molecular function: nutrient reservoir activity. NCBI's taxonomy places the organism in Eukaryota, Viridiplantae, Streptophyta, Magnoliopsida, Lamiales, Acanthaceae.